CACCCGACUGCACAUUCUCUCACUCAGUGAAGAGAGAGAGAGAGAGAGAGAGAGAGAGAGAGAGAGGGAGAGAGGAACGGCAACUUUUUAGCAGAAAGCGCGCAGAAACUCCCCGCCGCAUCUCGAGACUGCUGGCAUCCGCCAGGAACAGCGCGCGCGUCUCCAGCAAUACGGACCGUUAAAAGAUGUGAUUAUUUUCCAUUUCUGUCUCCGACAGGUGUCUUUAUUUCACAGAAGAACAAAGAUGAGAAUUCACUAUUCUAAAGCCACUUCCAUCCUCAUCAUCCUUCAGACGCUGUGGUGGGGCUUGAAUAGUCAAUGUGAGGAACCAAUAGAAAGCUCCAAACUCGACCUCUCUGUGACCUAUGACCUCCCUCACUUUGUGUCCGACACUCCCAUCCAGAAGCUGUUGGAAUUCAAUGGAACUGUGUAUGUCGGUGCGGUCAACAAGCUGUACGCUCUGUCAAAAGACCUUGAGAAGAUACACGAGUAUAAUACCGGACCUGUCCAUGAGAGUCAUGACUGCAGUGCACCAGAUCCAUGCAGUGGUUGCAAAAACAAACCCCUCAACAAAAACAACACCAAUAUGGCCCUGUUGAUGGAGACUUUCUAUGAUCUUGAGCUCUUCAGCUGUGGUUCGGUUGGGAACGGCGUCUGCCGUCGUUACCUGUUAGAGGAUGGACCCCUGGAUGCGGAAAUUAGUUGCAUGUAUUCAAAGAAGAACAAAGACAGCAGCCACGGUUGCCCAGACUGCCUGGCAGGAUCUUCAGGCACUCAAAUCCUAAACGUGAUGAGCAGCGGCGUCGUGAGGUUCUUUGUGGCAAACUCUGAGCCUAUGGACUCCAGCGUCCCACGUCUCCACCACACCAUCUCCGUUAGGAAGAUGAGAGAGACUCAGGACGGCUUUGAGUUCUUUUCCGAACAGUCCUACAUGGACUUGGCCCCGGGGCUGCGUGGAAGCUACCCACUGCACUACGUCUACUCUUUCCAGAGCGGCCCAUACGUGUAUUUUCUCACUGUUCAACGAGAAGGUGGCAGCUCAAGCGCCUUCCACACGAGGAUCGUACGCAUGUGCUCUUCAGAUCCUGAGAUCUUGCGUUACGUUGAAAUGCCAUUCGAGUGUAUUUACUCCGAGCGAAGAAGAAAGAAGCGGUCGGCUCAGGUGGUUUUCAAUGUUCUCCAGGCUGCACACGUGGCAAAAGUCGGCCACGACUUUCAGCAGGAGAUGGGCCUGAAAGAAGGAGAGGACGUGCUGUUCGCUGCCUUUGCCCGGAGCAAACCCGACUCACCGGAGCCCACGGCCAGCUCUGCCGUUUGCCUUAUCUCCAUCACAGACAUCAAUAACUUCUUCAGGGAUUUCAUUCAGAAGGGAUACACGAGGAAGCUCAGUCACUUUCCAGGAUCAGAGGAGAAAAGCUUCAACCAGAGCUUCGCAGGAGAUUCCUUCAGCUGUGGCAAACACGAAAGAGGCUACCGGUUAGAGGUUACAAGCACCAAUCCGCGUCGGGACUACUUUCACGGACGCUUCCGGAAUGUUCUUCUCACUUCCAUAGCUGUGGUACCCAUCCAGAACCACACUGUGGUCAGCCUAGGCACAGCUGACGGCCGUGUCAUCCAGGCCACCCAUUUUUGCUGGCAUCCUCCGCAGGUGGUGGUUUCCCGCUUUGGCAAGACGGAGCCGCAUGUGGAUUUCCGCUUGGACACUCUCCCUGUGUCCUCCGAGAUGGCCCUGCUGUCUCCACAGCGUCACGACGGCUCCUUAUUGUUGGUAACAGGAAACAAGGUCUCUAAGGUUCCUCUGAGAGGUCCUGGAUGUGAACAGCUGUGGACUUGUAGCUCCUGUCUUCUGGCUCCAGCCUUCAUGGGCUGUGGAUGGUGCAAGACCAGCAAUCGCUGCAUGAGGGCUCCUCGGUGCUCCCCCUCUCAUUGGAUCCAGGAUUCUUGCCCCCUCCUAAUCACCACGAUUUCUCCUUCCUCUGCUCCAUUCGGAGGCAACACCAUCAUGACAAUCUGUGGCAAAAACUUUGGUUUCAAUAAGAAAGAUCGCUUUGAUACCAAGCUGAUUGAUGUGGUGGUGGCUGGAACUAAAUGUAAAUUGGAAAGGAAAGACAGCAGUAAUAAUCGGUUGGUCUGCGGACUAGAUCAUGUGAACGCAUCCAGUGCUGACUCCGUGGUCAGGGUGCAGAGUGGCAAAGAACAGGCCCAGAAAGACGGUUUCACAUUUGUGAAUCCAGUUAUCGCGGAGAUCUUCCCAGAGUUUGGCCCUAAAUCUGGUGGAACAGUACUCACUAUCACAGGCUCAUUCCUGGAUAGUGGAAAUAUUCAACAGGUUACUGUGGGCAAUGCUACCUGUGCUAGGCAGAGUAUUUCAGCCACAAUGUUGACAUGUCGGACACCACCUCAGCCAUCACCGUCUCAACACAAGGUUCAGCUGCACAUUGAUGGAGUGAUUCGUGAAGCUCCUGUCAGCUACACCUACAAUGAGAACCCACACAUCUCCAGUGUCCAGCCCAAGCAUUCCUUUAUCAGCGGAGGAAGCACGGUGACAGUUAAUGGCUUCUACCUCCACUCAGCCCUACAACCUCAGAUGGUUCUCACUGCCGCCACAGAGGGCAAAGUCUUCCAAGUGACCUGCAGUCACGAUGAAGAUAAGCGAAAUAUCCUUUGUAUCACACCCUCCCUGAAAGGCCUCAGUGUUCAGCCUCCCGUUGCCACAAAAAUGACCUUCGUGUUAGAUGGUUUCUCCACCGAUCAGUAUGACCUACUAUAUGUUGAAGACCCAAAGUUCGAGGAGUUUCAGAAGCCUACAGUUACACCGAGAGGCAACAAGAGCAUUCUGGAGAUUAAGGUCCCCCCUGUGAAUCAAGAGGCGGUGAAAAACGGCGAAGUGCUGAGAGUUUCGAACCGGACCUGUGAGAGUGUCACUUUGGUGGGCAACACGCUCGAAUGCACCGUACCCAUGGAGCUCCAGUCCGCCGCCAAAGAGCUGGAGGUGGAGUGGAAGCAGGCCACAUCAUCUGUGAUCCUAGGUCGUGUGGUUUUGGCUCAAGACCAGGACUACAGGAUACUGAUCACAGGGGGAGUGUGUGUGUCCAUCCUUCUACUGCUCCUGAUCGCAGUCUUUGUUUGGAUCAAAAGGAAAAAGCAUAUUGAUGAUUUAGCUAAGGCUAUGGUUUGGUAUGACGGCCGGGCUCACAUUCCGCACUUGGACAUGUUGGCAAACGCGAGGAGUGUCAGUCCGACUAAUGAAAUGGUCUCUCACGAGUCGGUGGACUAUAGAACCACUUUGCUUGAGGACCAAAACUUGCCCCUGUCUCAGGCCGAGUCCUGCCGGCCUCAUCUCUACGCUCAUGCCCAUGUGGAUUUGUCCCCUAUGCUCGGGCCGAUAGAAGGGGACCUGGCGUCUCCACUUUUGCCAUCUAAUGCACCCAUAGAUCUGGGCAGCCUCCAUCCAGAGCUGCUGAAGGAAGUGCAGCACGUGGUCAUCGCCCGGGAAGAUCUGCUCCUUCAUGUGAAUGAGAUCAUCGGGAGAGGGCACUUUGGCUGUGUGUUCCAUGGAACCCUGCUCGAACCAGAUGGCCAGAAGCAGCACUGCGCCGUCAAGUCCUUAAACCGAAUCACCGAUAUAGAGGAGGUGUCCCAGUUCCUGAAGGAGGGCAUCAUCAUGAAAGACUUCAGCCAUCCCAAUGUGCUCUCUCUGCUGGGAAUCUGUCUGCCCAGCGAAGGCUCGCCUCUCGUCGUGUUGCCAUAUAUGAAGCAUGGAGAUCUGCGAAAUUUCAUCAGAGACGAAGCUCACAACCCCACAGUGAAGGACCUGAUGGGUUUCGGGCUGCAGGUGGCUAAAGGAAUGGAAUAUCUCGCCAGCAAGAAGUUUGUACACAGAGACCUUGCGGCCAGAAACUGCAUGUUGGAUGAGAGCUACACAGUAAAGGUGGCUGAUUUCGGUCUAGCCAGAGACGUGUAUGAUAAAGAAUACUACAGUGUGCACAACAAGCACGGAGUCAAGCUGCCUGUCAAAUGGAUGGCAUUAGAAAGUCUGCAGACACACAAGUUUACCACUAAAUCUGAUGUGUGGUCGUUCGGUGUGUUGCUAUGGGAACUCAUGACCCGGGGCGCCCCGCCUUACUCCGACGUGAACUCCUUCGACAUUACUAUCUUCCUCCUGCAAGGACGAAGACUGCUACAGCCAGAGUUCUGCCCGGACGCACUAUAUAAUGUCAUGAUCGAGUGCUGGCACCCCAAACCCGAGCGCCGUCCCACAUUCUCAGAGCUCGUGUCCCGCAUCUCCGCCAUCUUCUCCAGCUUCAGCGGCGAGCACUACAUCCUCCUCAACACCACUUACGUCAACAUCGAUAAGAUGACGCCCUACCCCUCUCUCAUCUCCUCUCAGAGUAACCUGGACCGUGACUGCUGCACCUGAAAGACAAAGACACCAGACAGAGGGAGGCAGAGACAGGAGAUCAACAACAAAAAAAGCCAUUGCCGUUCAUGAAAGACACUGGACUGGCUGCCAGGGGCGGCUUUCAUCAUUAAAGGAGGAAGAAAGCGGCCCAAGGACACUGUGAAAGACUUAAAAGGCACGGACACUCCCUUAAUCGCUGUAAAUAGAUUACGAUGAGCCGUGACCUGUGGAGUUAAGGUUCUCCAGGCGAGCACGAGAUGGUCCUGAUCUCCUGGGACGGAGAUUGUAACCCCACUGCCACUGGCAUCUCAUUAACAUUUCAUCUGUAGGGCUGCGUUUGAGACCAUCUGAUUCAUUCAUGCCAUUGGCAGAUGCUUUCAAACGACUUCAAGAUGUCUCGACUUGUGUUCUCCGACGUAACCCGAGCAUACGUCGACCGAUUUAUUUUCUGUGAAAAGUGUCAUAAAACGUUGUGCAUGCCUUCAUACUAUGAACUGAACGCUGCAUAAUGAAGUUUUCAGGAGAACGCUGGACUCACGUGAUGUUCGUGAUUUUUUUUUGAGGAACUUUGAGUGUGUCAAUGUUCUUGUGAGGCCUGUGAUUCUUUUUCGUCACUUACGUUCAGAUGAUUGUUUUCUGUCCUGGCUACUACGAGAUUUCCUCUGUAGUUCUAUAUUUUUAUAUAAUCAGCUUAAGUUUAGUGUCAAAGUCAACAUACUACAAGGCUCACAUGGAAUCUGCGCAGCUUUUUCACAUUUUCGCCACUGAUUAAGAGCAUAAGAUACACAUGCAUAUAUCUAUAGAGAUAUUAUAAAUACAUGCUUUUUGUAUAUAUUUUAAUUGUUUAAAGUAUAUAUUUACAUAAAUAGAUAGACAUGCAUAUAUAUCUAAUUCUGCAUAUGCGCACACAAAAAUACUAUACAUAGAGAGUAAAAAUGUGUGAGACUUUGUGAACAGCAGGCGCAGAUUCAGUGUGAGAGAGUAUGUUUCUAUGUAGUGAAGAUGACUAUGAAUGUGACUUGCCAUAACGGACUACUGUAUGAUGUACAUAAUUUGUCUCUAUUCCUUAUUGUCUGACUUGCUGUGUGAUACAUGUAUAUAUAGCCUAUGAACACAGUACAAUAUAGACAGUUUGGUAUAACAGUUAAAUGAGGUCAAUCAACAUUUCAUUUUAUCCCUAUGUGAGUGAAGUUCUAGUGUUAUUGUUACAAAUUAUCGGAAAAAAAAAAGCAGGCUGAAUCUUGAUUCGUUUUAUGUCAUGGUUUCGGUUUCACCAUGAAAACCUUUCUUUUCUUUGGACCUGUCAAGACCGUCUUCUUAAGAUUUCUAUAUGGAGAUCCAACUCAGAAAUGGUACAAAUGACAAUAUUUCUGUCGUUCCAGUCAUGAUAAUAAAGUUUUAUUAUGUGUGUCAUAUAUAAA
Messenger RNA from Puntigrus tetrazona (Sumatra barb), 5823 nucleotides. RefSeq names its product MET proto-oncogene, receptor tyrosine kinase (gene met). The record is from RefSeq and is a predicted model, not a curated record. NCBI's taxonomy places the organism in Eukaryota, Metazoa, Chordata, Actinopteri, Cypriniformes, Cyprinidae. Gene Ontology annotation, cellular component: membrane; signaling receptor complex. Gene Ontology annotation, molecular function: protein binding; transmembrane receptor protein tyrosine kinase activity; ATP binding. The transcript has 21 exons. Gene Ontology annotation, biological process: phagocytosis; cell migration; multicellular organism development. The coding region runs from base 245 to 4420 and encodes 1391 amino acids.